Xyrichtys novacula (pearly razorfish) is the source of this 2755-nucleotide messenger RNA. The record is from the annotation of a GenBank genome assembly. NCBI's taxonomy places the organism in Eukaryota, Metazoa, Chordata, Actinopteri, Labriformes, Labridae.
AUGAGCCAGCUGAAGGAGAUGGAGCCUGGUCGGGGGAUUGAGGGGAAGGUGAGAUUUCCCAUCAUUCUUCACUUCAGUUUCAUUUAAAAGUCCCCCUGAUUGAAUGUAAUUAAAUCUACAACUUUAUAUAUUUUUUGUGAAAACAACAACAGGUGUUAAGGAGUUUUAGACUAGUUUAGGACUGGAGCACUAUUUUUUUUUCUGUUGUUUAGCUGCUUUUUUGUUAUGAACUUCAGAUACCAAACAGCUGUUCUUGCUGUGUCUCAUUUGUUGUGCUGAAGCCCUCAUGGUGCACUCAAGAGUCAUUAAAUCUUUGAUGUGGUACGUUCAGGUGCAGACCUGGGCUCAGUCUCUGGUUUACACUCUGGAGGAACUUGAGUGUAAAAUCUGCUACAACCGCUACGACACUCGCAGCAGGAAACCCAAAUUGCUGGGCUGUCUGCACCGAGUCUGUGCCAAGUGUCUGAAGAAGAUGGUUGAUAUGGGUGAGGAGGUCAAAGGUUAAAAACUCAAGAUGGAAUCGACUGUUUAGAGAAUCAAAGUUAAAAUGCAUCAUCAUGUGUCACAUGAUUCUGGUGAUUGUUUUCCAGGAGAGUCCUCACCCGUCAUCAGCUGUCCAUUUUGUCGCUACAAGACACAUGUCCCAGACGAAGAGGUGAGACUUUUGUCAACAAGAUGAGACUGUUUUAUUUACAAGACUGGAGAUACUAUCACACAUUUCCUAUUGAGACUGGAACCUUUUUUCCUGCUGCACUCUGGUCCAUAAAUAUAAUCCCUCAACAGACUGACAUAAUAAUUUACAGUAUAAUCUGUCUAUAUAUCUGACAGCACAUCAGAGCUUGGUUGCUCUUGAAGUUUAAUCUGGAUAAAAACAAUCUGGAUUUCUCUUCCCUUUAUUUAGGAUCAUCCAGAUCAUUAAUUAUCUUUUUUCUCUCUAAAAAAACAAAGUGGAGCAGCUGUAAACAGAUUGAAGAUUACCCAUCCAGAUUACAAGGACCCUUUGAAGAUCUGGGCUUUGCUGAUAAGAUUGAGAAUUGAGAAAUAAGAGAUGAAUUGAGAAGAUACAGUUGAAUAACUGUAAUUUAGCCCAUGGUGAAGAAUUACAAUGGAGAAGUGGGCCACAUUAAAGAAAAAAUAUAUUCAAAGAUUUUGUAAAUAAAAAACAUUAUGUCAAGAAAAUAAAGUUGUAAUGUUACAAGAAAUGAGAAAAAAAAUGUAAAGUCAUCAUGUUCUGUGGUCAGUGGUAGAUUUGGUUCACAGUGAGCAGCCAGGUGUCUGAUCCAAAAUAAGGAAUGUGUAGCAUCUAGUUAAAUUGUCUAUAAUGUUUUGUAUCAGGACUCUGAAAAAGGUGAGGUGUGUGGUAACUCCCUCUCAACAGCAUGAUGUGCACAAAAGCAUAACUACUCACCAACUAAAUUCACAACUUUAUUCCCCCAACAAGAUUUAAAUCUCAUAAUUUCACAUAACCACUUUAUUCUCUUGAUAUAAUGACUUUAAUCCCACACAGACUUAUUCUCAUAGUUUUAAUAUUAAUACAUGUAAAUAAUAUAUUAUUUUUAAUGUUGUAAAGAACAGCUUCAGCUAAAAAGAUGUACGAAGGGAUCCACAAUAUUAGAUUUUUGGCAUUAUAUGAUCUGCCGAUGUUUUAAAACUUAUUUUCAUUGUAAAGAGCACAAAAUUUCUCCUGUAGAAGAAUUUACCUGUUACUCUUAUUGUGGUAGUGUGUUUGUUUGAGAACCAGUCAAACAAGACAAACAGCGUUCAUUUUGCCAUAGAUGUAAAAUGUAUAUAUUUUUGUAAAAUUCAAUGAUGUUUCUGCUGUUUGUUUCUGACACUUCUUAACACUUCUUUACUGCCAACAUGUGCAAACUCUCAUCACAUGCUCAUUUAAUGCAUCACCUUUUUGGCUGAUAAUAGUAUCUGCAGAAAUAACCACUUGUUCCUAUAAAUAAACUUUUAAAGCUAUCAUCUGCUACUGCUGGUAUCAUGUUGAUAAUAUUGUAACUUUGCAGGUGUGGCUGAUGGAGGAUGACCGGCAUAUCCUGGCUGUUCUGUCAUGUCAGGAUCGAGCUCGCCGAGGUGAAGGAGGGGGAGAUGGUGGGGGAGAAGUGGUGCUGAGUCCAAACAGUCUCACUGGGAAAAUAAUACAAGGUCAUUAUCUUAAUGGUUAUGUUUUAAUUUCUUUGUUCCAGACUGAGAAAAACAAACUCAGCAGAUUGAAUCCCCUCGCUGAUCUCUCUCUCUGUCUCCCUCUCUGUCUGUGCGUCAGGAGGAGGCGUGGACCCGGCUCACCGCUCCUCAGACUGCCUGGUCAUCACCAUCAUGGAGCUCCCUGAGGAGUCUCCAUCCUCUGACUCACUGAGCACACUCAAUGUGGUCGGCCUGUACCGCCCCCCCAGCCUUGACUCUCUGCCCUGUAACCUCCCAUCUCAGAAGUGUCGCGCCUGGACGUCCCGCAGCUUCCCCCGCUGUCUGCUGGGGGCGCUCUGCCUGGUAAGUGCUGUUUUUCAAUCUCACAGAGACGCCAGAGCAGACAGGUGUGUGCUGACAGGUGUUUUCUGUGUUUGAAAAGGUGUACUUCAGCUCUCUUCCUCUGGGGAUUUACCUACUGAUGAUUGGUCAGCUGUGGUUGGGGGUGGUUCUGGUCAGCCUCGUCCCCUCCACGCUGCUGCUGCUUGUCCUCUACGGCUUCUGUCAGUGUCUGUGCCAUGAGCUGAUGGAGGUGCUCGCUGCACGCUCACACCCGCUGCCAUGA